AAGGGGGGGCCCUGCACCGCCGGCGCGACUUUGGCCACGGGGUGUGGAGCGCGGCUGACGGACACGGGCUCUGCCGCCAGCGCCCGUCCUGCCGCCUUUCCGAGCGGAGCGCCCAUCGCUGGCGAGCGGCGGCAGCCGGCACCGGGCGGGGACACGCAGCCGGGGAGCGGAGCGCGGCGACAGCCAGCGGAGCGCGCUUGCCUUGCCUUGCCUUGCCUGGCCGGCGGGCGGGGAGGAUCGGCUCGGCUCCGCUCGCCGAGGUCGGCGCUGACGGCGGCAAUCUGCCGUGCCGCGCAGCCAUGCCCGCCCUCCUGCUGCUGCUGCUGCUCCUCAGCUGCCGCGCUGCCGCCGCCGAGGACGGCUCCCUGCUGCGGCCGGGCCCGGGCAGGCAGAGCGCCGCCGCCCCGACGGCCGCGAGCCUCGCGCUGCGCGGCGCCGAGCACAACGCGUCCCGCCCGGCCGCGCUGCCCAAGGGCGCGGGGCCGGCCGGAGGGCGGCCGCGCUCCGCCUCGCCCCCCAUGUGCACGGGGCAGACGGAGAUCAAGGAGACUUUCAAGUACAUCAACACGGUCGUGUCCUGCCUGGUCUUCGUCCUGGGCAUCAUCGGCAACUCCACGCUGCUGCGGAUCAUCUACAAGAACAAGUGCAUGAGGAACGGCCCCAACAUUCUCAUCGCCAGCUUGGCCUUGGGCGACCUGCUCCACAUCAUCAUCGACAUCCCCAUCAAUGUCUACAAGCUACUUGCAGAGGACUGGCCCUUUGGUGUUGAAAUGUGCAAAUUAGUGCCCUUCAUUCAAAAGGCAUCAGUGGGCAUCACGGUGCUGAGUUUGUGCGCCCUCAGUAUAGACAGGUACCGAGCAGUCGCUUCCUGGAGUCGCAUUAAAGGAAUUGGAGUGCCGAAGUGGACUGCUGUGGAAAUUGUCCUCAUCUGGGUCAUAUCAGUGAUACUGGCUGUUCCAGAAGCUAUUGCUUUUGACAUGAUUACAAUGGAGUACAGAGGAAGGUAUCUUAGAAUCUGCUUGCUUCACCCCACGCAGAAAACACCCUUUAUGAUGUUUUACAAGCAAGCUAAAGACUGGUGGCUGUUCAGUUUUUACUUCUGUUUGCCACUGGCUAUCACAGCAUUUUUUUAUACUCUCAUGACUUGUGAGAUGUUACGAAAGAAAAGCGGGAUGCAAAUUGCUUUAAAUGACCACUUAAAACAGAGACGUGAAGUGGCCAAAACUGUGUUCUGUCUGGUACUUGUUUUUGCCUUGUGUUGGCUCCCACUUCACUUAAGCAGAAUCUUGAAACUCACUAUCUAUGAUCAGAAGGACCCCAACAGAUGUGAACUUCUAAGCUUUUUUCUUGUGAUGGACUAUAUCGGUAUUAACAUGGCUUCGCUGAACUCCUGCAUCAAUCCAAUAGCUCUGUAUUUGGUGAGCAAAAGAUUCCAAAACUGCUUUAAGUCAUGCUUGUGUUGCUGGUGCCAAUCCAAAGAUCUGUUGUCCCUGGAGGAAAGGCAGUCCUGUUUAAAGUUCAAAGCUAAUGAUCACGGAUAUGAUAAUUUCCGCUCCAGUAACAAGUACAGCUCUUCAUAAAACAAGCAUAAAAGGUAUAUUCUCUUACAUUAAUGCUGGUGCCUUUUUCAGUAAAAGUGGCAAUUACUUUUAACAAGAUGGCAACAUCCAGAAAAAUCUAGUUUUGAAUUUGCACAAAAAAAAGAACAUUAAAAAAAUUGCCCUAAAACUGUGUCACAUUGAAAAGCACCGACGUUUAUGAAAUCAUCAUUUAUGGAGCACGAAGAGAAGCAUAGAAAGAACAAGUCAUUGUUAGCACUUG
Molecule: messenger RNA, 1821 nt
Organism: Passer domesticus (house sparrow)
Lineage: Eukaryota; Metazoa; Chordata; Aves; Passeriformes; Passeridae
Gene: EDNRB
Product: endothelin receptor type B
Exons: 8
Coding region: 300-1580 (426 amino acids)
Biological process (GO): developmental pigmentation; regulation of blood pressure; vasoconstriction
Cellular component (GO): plasma membrane
Molecular function (GO): endothelin receptor activity
Source: RefSeq, a predicted model, not a curated record